Messenger RNA from Eruca vesicaria subsp. sativa (arugula), 564 nucleotides. Lineage: Eukaryota; Viridiplantae; Streptophyta; Magnoliopsida; Brassicales; Brassicaceae. The record is from the annotation of a GenBank genome assembly.
AUGGCAAGAUGGAUCUCCACAGCCUCAGCUCCAUCGCUCCUCCAACCUCCUUUUGAAGAAGCUCUGCUCCUCCUCCAUGGCCCUGAUAGUGACUGCCUAUCCUUCGUCGCGUUUCAGACCUUCUCUAGAUCCUCCGAAGUUCGAGUCUCUUUGCUUGAGCCUCUCUCUCCGUUAUCUCCAGCGGAACCUCCAGACCCUCCAGGCGCCACUUAUCUCCUUGUUCAUGUUCGAAUCCUCAAGAUCUCCACCAAAACCUCUCCCCAAAAUUUUACCCAAACCCUCGUUCUGAUCAUUGCUUGUUCGACGAUGGUGACAAAGUUCAGUGGUGGUGGUGCUCCUCUUGUGUCCUUUGAUCUCAUUGUUGAGGCGUGGGCGGGUCUUCUCUCAGAUCCCAUAUAUCUCGACCUUUCUGUUUCGUCUCCUCCUCGUAUGGCCCGGCAGAUUUUAUUCCCAAUAGUUUCUCCUGUAUGGAAUGAAUUGGCUCAAGCCUUGUUGGUACUGCAAGGAUCUUCCUCCCAACGAAUCCCCCUCUAUGCUUUUGGUGUAGUGAUUUUGAUCCUGUAG